UUCUCUGCUGCAUUUCCCAAAUCCAAAUUAUUCUCUCUACACCACUAAAACCCUCACUGGUCCUCUCUCCUACACAACAAAAGCACAUAAAAAUCCAAAAUCAAAUUCAAAUUUCAGCAGCAAAAAUGCGUGAGAUUUUGCACAUUCAAGGAGGUCAGUGCGGGAACCAAAUCGGAGCCAAGUUUUGGGAAGUUAUCUGUGCCGAACACGGCAUUGAUUCCACCGGAAGGUAUGCAGGAGACAAUGAUCUUCAACUGGAGCGGUUGAACGUUUACUAUAACGAAGCGAGUUGUGGAAGGUUUGUUCCACGCGCCGUCCUCAUGGAUUUGGAGCCUGGAACUAUGGAUAGUGUCAGAUCUGGGCCUUAUGGUCAGAUUUUCCGGCCCGAUAACUUUGUUUUUGGACAGUCUGGUGCUGGUAAUAACUGGGCCAAGGGUCACUACACUGAGGGAGCCGAGCUUAUUGAUUCGGUUCUCGAUGUUGUGAGGAAGGAGGCUGAAAACUGUGACUGUUUACAAGGUUUCCAGGUUUGUCACUCUUUGGGAGGUGGAACUGGGUCAGGAAUGGGAACUCUCCUUAUUUCAAAGAUCAGGGAGGAGUACCCAGAUAGAAUGAUGCUUACCUUCUCUGUUUUCCCUUCCCCCAAGGUUUCAGACACAGUUGUUGAGCCCUAUAAUGCUACUCUCUCUGUUCACCAGCUUGUUGAGAAUGCUGAUGAGUGUAUGGUGUUGGAUAAUGAAGCUCUUUAUGACAUUUGCUUCCGCACUCUCAAACUUACUACACCGAGCUUUGGAGACCUAAACCAUUUGAUUUCUGCCACCAUGAGUGGUGUAACUUGC
This is a messenger RNA of Nicotiana tabacum (common tobacco), 839 nucleotides long. RefSeq names its product tubulin beta-1 chain-like. Gene Ontology annotation, cellular component: microtubule. NCBI's taxonomy places the organism in Eukaryota, Viridiplantae, Streptophyta, Magnoliopsida, Solanales, Solanaceae. Gene Ontology annotation, molecular function: GTPase activity; GTP binding; structural constituent of cytoskeleton. Gene Ontology annotation, biological process: microtubule-based process. The record is from RefSeq and is a predicted model, not a curated record.